AUAACAAUAUAUAUUUCUCAAAAUGUAUAGUUUACAUCUGAUAUAUCCAAAUUACUUAGCUGUAAAAUAAUUAAAAUCGAAAAUUAAAAUUGAGAAACAAAAGUAUCUAAUUUGCAAAGUAAAUGUGGGGUUUCUAGCUAUAAACAUGAGUCAUGACAGAGAGAUUGGCCUCCUUGCGUCAGACACGCUUCGAUAUCUUCUUCUUAAUUUUUCCCUUUUUCCUUUGUUUAUUAUUCCCAAAUCAAAUGAUUAGUAGUUAUCCUCAUUGAUUCUUUGUUAUCCCCAUCCAAGACAAUAAUACUAAUAAUAAUGACAAUGAUUUGCUUCAUGACAAAAAUACUGUUCCUCUCUUAAUCAUUUUUAUUUGUUAAGACAAUGUAUAUACGCACAUCUGAUAUCUUCUCCAUUCCAUUUUAAAAUAUAUGUUUUAGAAAAAAAAUUAUUUUAUACAAAUAAAUGUUUUAUAUUUACUAUGCAGAAAUUUUAAACUCUUAAAAAAAACUAAUUAAAUGACUACUGGUUAAAAAUAUCAGAAAUUGGUCAUAACAAAAAUAAUACAUUUAUAAUAGCAGCGAUUUAAUCUGUUUUUUUCUAAAUAAGUGAAAAUAUUAAAAAUUUACUUUUUAAGAAACAGAGGUAGUAGUAAUCUUUUUGUCAACGAUUAUAUUAAAGCAGGAUGCUAGAACUAGACUAGAAUAUUUGCUUAGUUGUUUUAUCAGACCCGUUUACAGUAUAUGGUUACUUGAAAGCAAAUGCGUCAACAUAAAGCCCAAACAUAAUUAUUUCCCCACUUUUAAGGCCCAAACUCUACCCGGUCCGGUUUGGUUCAAACAAAAACGACGUCGUCUCCAUCUUUCCACUUUUGGAUUUUCCCUUAUUUUUUUCCUUUUCCUAUUUUAAAUACCUUUCAAGGGGUUUAUGAAGGGCUUUGACACCCUCUCUGCUUCUUCUCCCGUCUUCAGACACAACUCGUACGGUUUCUUGUCUCUCAGGGCAAAACCCUAACCCUAAUUUCCCGUCAUGCUGAAGCUCCUCUCUUCAACCGCUCACACCAUCCAUCACUCUAAUCCGUCUCCUCGGGUCGGGUCAAACCCAAUUAAGACUCCACUCUUCAAGGCACUGAGUCAGCUAACCGGAUGGAACCGGAGCUCCCAAGAGUUGAGUCGUCGCGCUUUCUGCUCUAACCAAAGUGACGCCGCCGCCGAUCCCAAGUCAGAUGCGUCGAAUCCCGAAGCUUCCGACACGAAAUCGUCCUCUGCGGUUGUUGUCUCAACGACCACUACUAGCCUCGACGAUUAUCAAACGGUUAUAGCAUUGCCGUUGCCCAAGAAGCCUCUUUUCCCUGGGUUUUACAUGCCAAUCUAUGUCAAGGAUCGUAAAUUAAUUGAAGCUUUACAAGAGAGCAUGAGGAGACAAACUCCAUACGCAGGGGCUUUCCUUUUGAAGGAUGACGAGGCUUCAGCUGAUUCAUCUUCUUCCUCUACUACCUGUGAGACAGAGAAUGUUCUAGAGAAGUUUAAAGGCAAAGAGUUGCUCAACCGUAUGCACGAAGUUGGCACACUUGCUCAGAUUUCAAGUAUCCAAGGUGAGCAAGUCAUACUCAUUGGUCGCAGACGUCUUCGUAUAACAGAUAUGGUGAGUGAAGAUCCUCUAUCAGUCAAAGUUGAACAUAUAAAGAACAAGGCGUAUGAUAAGGACGAUGAUGUCAUCAAGGCGACUUACUUUGAAGUUAUGUCGACACUUAGGGAUGUCUUAAAGACAACUUCACUAUGGAGAGAUCAAGUUCGGACUUAUACUCAGCAUAUAGGUGACUUCAAUUAUCAACAUUUAGCCGAUUUUGGAGCUGGGAUCUCUGGCGCUAACAAACAUGAAAAUCAGGGAGUUCUUGAAGAACUGGAUGUCCAUAAACGUCUGGAGUUGACGCUAGAUUUGCUGAAAAAAGAAGUGGAAGUUAACAAGAUUCAGGCAUCCAUAGCAAAAACUGUUGAAGAAAAAUUUAGUGGUGAGCGACGACAAAUCGUGCUAAAGGAGCAACUAAAGGCUAUAAAAAAGGAGCUUGGGGUGGAGACAGAUGGCAAAUCUGCAUUUUCUGAGAAGUUUAAGGAAAGGAUUGAAGUUAAUAAAGACAAGAUACCAAAACAUGUAUUAAAAGUCAUAGAAGAAAAUCUUACAAAACUGCAGCUUUUAGAACCAACUUCAAGCGAGUUUGAUGUGACGCUUAACUACCUUGAUUGGUUGACCGUGCUACCGUGGGGAAACAUCAGUGAUGAGAAUUUUGAUGUCUUAAGAGCAGAAAAGAUUCUUAACGAGGAUCAUUAUGGUUUAUCUGAUGUGAAAGAGAGAAUACUAGAGUUUAUUGCUGUGGGAAGUCUCAGAGGCACUUCUCAAGGGAAGAUCAUCUGUCUCUCAGGGCCACCUGGAGUAGGAAAAACUAGCAUAGGCCGUUCUAUAGCACGUGCGCUUGACCGCAAGUUCUUCCGGUUCUCUGUUGGUGGACUAUCUGAUGUUGCCGAGAUUAAUGGACAUCGUCGAACAUACAUUGGUGCCAUGCCUGGAAAGUUAGUCCAGUGUCUAAAGACUGUGGGAACAGAGAAUCCUAUCAUUCUGAUCGAUGAGAUUGAUAAGCUUGGAAAGGGACACUCUGGUGAUCCAGCCAGUGCGUUGUUGGAGGUUAUGGAUCCAGAGCAGAAUGCAAAUUUUAGAGAUCACUAUCUUGAUGUUACUAUUGACUUAUCCAAGGUUUUAUUUGUGUGCACAGCAAAUGUGAUAGAUACGAUUCCGAAACCACUGCUAGAUAGAAUGGAGGUGAUUAGUCUAGCAGGGUAUAUCACUGAUGAGAAGUUGCAUAUUGCUAGAGACUUUUUGGUUAAAAACACAUGCAGAGACUGUGGCAUCAAGCCUGAACAGGUUGGUGUGAGCGAUGCAGCUCUUCUUUCUUUGAUUGAAAAUUACUGCAGAGAAGCUGGAGUUAGAAGUCUCCACAAGAACAUUGAGAAGAUCUACCGUAAGAUUGCACUUAAACUAGUACGCCAAAGAGCAUCCACGGUAGUGCCUGCAGUUUCUGUUGAUGUGACUGACACUGAAGAUACUAAACCUUUAGCCAAGACUGAUUCAGAGACCUCUACAGAAGGAUCCACUGUCUUGACAGAUGAGUCAGCAACAAAGACUGAGCAGAGUGGAGUGGUAGCUGAAAAGGUUAUGAUUGAAGAAUCAAACCUUGCGGAUUACUUAGGCAAACCAGUUUUCCACACAGACAAGAUCUAUGAAAAGACACCAGUAGGGGUAGUAAUGGGUCUAGCCUGGACAUCCAUGGGUGGCUCAACGCUAUACAUAGAGACAACCUUUGUGGAAGAAGUAGAACGCAAAGGCCGUCUUCGAAUAACAGGCCAGCUUGGGAGUGUGAUGAAAGAAAGCGCACAGAUAGCUCACACGGUCGCCAGAAGAAUCAUGCUGGAGAAAGAACCUGAUAACCUCUUCUUGGCGAACUCAAAGCUUCAUCUACACGUUCCAGAAGGAGCCACGCCAAAAGACGGUCCAAGCGCAGGAUGCACAAUGAUCACUUCGUUGCUUUCACUUGCUAUGAAGAAGCCUGUAAGGAAGGAUCUUGCAAUGACGGGAGAAGUCACUCUCACCGGUAGAAUACUUCCAAUAGGUGGAGUUAAGGAGAAGACUAUAGCUGCAAGAAGGUGUCAAGUGAAGAUGAUAAUCUUUCCUGAGGCUAACCGUAAAGAUUUUGAUGAGCUUCCAGAAAACGUGAAAGAAGGGCUUGAUGUUCACUUUGUCGAUGAGUAUGAGCAGAUUUUCGAGCUAGCCUUUGGGUAUGACCAUUAGAAGAAGAAAUUUGAGAAGUCUCACUCACUUGAGAUCUUCCUAGUUGUUGUUGUUGCCAACUACACUUAAAAGAAAAAACUCAUCAUUUAAUAAUAUUAAUUUACAAAAAAAAUUUAUAUAUUUUAAAUAUAUUUAAAUAUAAAUAAAAAGAUAAUUGUUUUCUUGACAAAAUGAUAAGUUUUGAUUUAUAUUUUAAUUAGAUUAUUUUUUGUAUUUAAGAUGUAUUGUUGA
Molecule: messenger RNA, 4062 nt
Organism: Brassica rapa (field mustard)
Lineage: Eukaryota; Viridiplantae; Streptophyta; Magnoliopsida; Brassicales; Brassicaceae
Product: lon protease homolog 4, chloroplastic/mitochondrial
Biological process (GO): chaperone-mediated protein complex assembly; protein catabolic process; protein quality control for misfolded or incompletely synthesized proteins
Cellular component (GO): mitochondrial matrix
Molecular function (GO): ATP-dependent peptidase activity; serine-type endopeptidase activity; ATP binding
Source: RefSeq, a predicted model, not a curated record